CUUCACACAGACAGCACUGACUGAACGGACAGAGAGCUUUGUGCCGAAAACUAAACCAAACCUGUGUCAGACUAAUGAAUUAAAACGGCCCACUUGAGAGAGGCCAGUAGAAGACCGUGUGGACCAUACAUCAACAAGCAUGGAGUUCCCGCAACAGCAGAAACCGGCGGGGGACGGAAAGAUCAUCUACCCUCCCGGAGUGAAGGAGAUUACUGACAAAAUCAGCAACGAUGAGGUGGUCAAACGGUUGAAGAUGGUGGUGAAAACCUACAUGGACAUGGAUCAAGACUCUGAAGAGGAGAAGCAGCAGUAUCUCGCCCUGGCACUACACCUUGCCUCAGAGUUCUUCCUCAGGAACCCCAAUAAAGACGUACGGCUACUGGUGGCUUGCUGUCUGGCAGACAUCUUCAGGAUCUAUGCUCCAGAGGCCCCCUACACGUCCCACGACAAACUCAAGGACAUCUUCCUGUUCAUCACCAGACAGCUAAAGGGGCUGGAAGACACCAAGAGCCCUCAGUUCAACAGAUACUUCUACCUGCUGGAGAACCUGGCUUGGGUGAAGUCAUACAACAUUUGCUUUGAACUGGAGGACUGCAACGAGAUCUUCAUACAGCUUUUCAAAACGCUCUUCUCUGUCAUCAAUAACAGCCAUAACCAGAAGGUGCAGAUGCACAUGAUGGACCUGAUGAGUUCCAUCAUCCUUGAGGGAGAUGGAGUCACACAGGAGCUGCUGGAUACCAUCCUCAUCAACCUCAUUCCUGCACACAAGAAUCUGAACAAGCAAGCAUAUGAUCUUGCCAAGACUCUGCUGAAGAGGACCGUCCAGACCAUAGAGACGUGCAUUGCAAACUUCUUCAAUCAGGUUUUGGUGAUGGGCAAGUCAUCAGUCAGCGACCUAUCGGAGCAUGUCUUUGAUCUCAUCCAGGAACUGUUUGCCAUCGACCCAAUGCUGCUCACUUCUGUCAUGCCACAGCUGGAAUUCAAGCUUAAGAGCAAUGAUGGCGAGGAGCGUCUAGCUGUUGUACGGUUGCUAGCCAAGUUGUUCGGGGCCAAAGACUCAGAGCUGGCCUCACAGAACAGACCACUGUGGCAGUGCUUCUUAGGACGGUUUAAUGACAUCCAUGUUCCAGUCAGGCUAGAGUGUGUAAAGUUUGCCAGCCACUGCCUCAUGAACCACCCAGACCUGGCCCGAGAUCUGACAGAGUAUCUGAAGGUGCGUUCCCAUGACCCAGAGGAAGCCAUCCGCCAUGAUGUCAUCGUCACCAUCAUCAACGCUGGGAAGAAAGACCUAAACUUGGUCAAUGACCAGCUAUUGGGCUUUGUACGGGAAAGGACCUUAGACAAGAGGUGGCGUGUACGUAAGGAAGCCAUGAUGGGCCUGGCUCAGCUUUAUAAGAAGUACUGUCUGCACCAUGAGGCCGGCAAAGAGUCUGCCCAGAAGAUCAGCUGGAUCAAAGACAAACUUCUGCACAUCUACUAUCAGAACAGCAUUGACGACAAGUUAUUAGUAGAGAAGAUCUUCGCUCAGUACAUGGUCCCUCACAGUCUUGAUACAGAGGAGAAGAUGAAGUGUCUGUACUACCUGUAUGCCUGCCUGGACACAAAUGCUGUCAAGGCCCUGAAUGAGAUGUGGAAGUGUCAGAACAUGCUCAGAGGCCUCGUCAAAGAGUUGCUGGACCUCCACAAGCUUCCAGUGUCCGAGGCCAAUAACACAGCCAUGUUUGGGAAGCUGAUGAGUAUUGCCAAGAAUCUGCCAGACGCAGGGAAGGCCCAGGACUUCAUGAAGAAGUUCAACCAGGUUCUCGGUGAGGACGAGAAGCUCAGAGUCCAGCUAGAGAUGCUCAUCAGCCCGACCUGCUCCUGCAAACAGGCUGAGAUCUGUGUGAGGGAGAUCACUCGGAAGUUGACAUUCCCCAAGCAGCCCACCAACCCAUUCCUGGAGAUGGUUAAAUUCCUGCUGGAGCGCAUCGCUCCCGUCCACAUCGACUCUGAGGCCAUCAGUGCACUGGUGAAGCUGCUCAACAAGUCCAUUGAAGGUACAGCUGAUGAUGAUGAGGAGGGCGUUACCCCCGAUACAGCCAUCCGCGCUGGCCUGGAGCUACUCAAGGUCCUCUCAUUCACCCACCCAACAGCGUUCCACUCUGCAGAAACCUACGAGUCCCUGCUUCAGUGUUUGAAGAUGGAGGAUGAAAAGGUGGCCGAAGCAGCCAUACAGAUAUUCAGAAACACGGGGCAGAAGAUCGAGACGGAGCUACAACAGAUAAGAUCGACUCUGAUUCCCAUCCUGCAUCAGAAAGCCAAACGAGGAACACCUCACCAGGCCAAGCAGGCUGUGCACUGUAUCCAUGCAAUCUUUAACAACAAGGAAGUGCAGCUGGCACAGAUUUUUGAGCCUCUGUCACGUAGUCUGAACGCAGACGUCCCAGAGCAGCUCAUCACUCCCCUUGUGUCCUUGGGUCACAUCUCCAUGCUGGCCCCAGAUCAGUUUGCUUCACCAAUGAAGUCCAUUGUGGCUAACUUCAUUGUCAAGGACCUGCUCAUGAAUGACAGGUCGGUGGGGAACAAGAAUGGGAAGCUGUGGACCACUGAUGAGGAAGUUUCACCGGAGGUCCUAGCUAAAGUGCAGGCCAUCAAGCUGCUAGUGCGUUGGUUACUAGGAAUGAAGAACAACCAAUCCAAGUCUGCAAACUCCACCCUGCGGCUGCUGUCAGCCAUGCUGGUCAGCGAGGGCGAUCUCACAGAGCAGAAGAAGAUCAGUAAGUCAGACAUGUCUCGUCUGAGGCUGGCCGCAGGUGGAGCCAUCAUGAAGUUGGCCCAGGAGCCCUGUUACCAUGACAUCAUCACACCUGAACAGUUUCAGCUCUGCGGCCUCGUUAUCAAUGAUGAGUGCUACCAGGUUCGUCAAAUCUUUGCUCAGAAGUUGCACUUGGCUCUUGUCAAACUGCUGCUGCCCCUGGAGUACCUGGCCGUCUUCGCCCUGUGUGCCAAGGACCCGGUGAAGGAGCGGCGCGCCCACGCCCGACAGUGCCUCCUCAAAAACAUCUCCGUCCGCAGAGAGUACAUCAAACAAAACCCACUCGCUCAGGAAAAACUUGUCUCCCUCCUUCCUGAGUACGUCGUUCCCUACAUGAUCCACCUGCUGGCCCACGACCCAGACUUCACAAAACCACAUGAAUAUGAACAGCUCAAAGACAUCAAAGAGUGCCUGUGGUUCAUGCUGGAAGUGCUGAUGACCAAGAAUGAGAACAACAGCCAUGCCUUUCUUAGGAAGAUGGUAGAAAACAUCAAACAGACAAAGGAUGCGCAGUGUCCCGACGAUGCAAAGGCCAAUGAGAAGCUGUAUAUUGUCUGUGAUGUCGCUCUGUUCGUUAUCGCCAACAAGAGCACUGCAUGUCACCUGGACUCUCCGAAAGACCCUGUCCUACCCUCCAAGUUCUUCCUCAUACAGGACAAGCAGGACUUCAAAAAUGAUAAAGAGUAUCUGACGACAGAGAUGAGACAGAUGCUGCUUACUGGGAAGCCUAAACCAGCUCCGGUGUUGGGAGCUGUGAACAAACCUCUGACAGUACCAGGGAGGAGGAUCUUCACCAAGACCACCACAGCCUCAGACACAGCCAGUAACACCAGCACCAACUCCUCCCCACUGAGCUCCUCAACCAUCAACAAGAACAGCAACGCUGCCACCGAGUCAUCAGAGAGCCGAGCGCAGGAAAACAACGAGAACCCGGUCAUCAAGAAUGACGAGGUCAAGAAGGAGGAGCCGAGUCAGAAUGCGACACCCGACGCCGAGACCGAAGCGUCGCCCGUCAAGCGACGUGGCCGUCCACCCAAGACAGCUGCUGCUGCUCCUGCGGGGGCUGAAAAAGAGGGGGCAGCGGCACCAACGGGGGGUGGAGCUGGCAGAGGCAGGAAGAGAGCAGCCGACCCCAGCUCCAACCCGUCGGCAGAGUCAGUCAACAGCAAGAUGUCAAAACAGCAGAACGAUGAAGGGACAAAGAGACAGAUUGACUUGCAGAGGUAAAGAGGAAACCGGUGAAGGUGAAAUCAAGACGUUAGAGAAAUGGGCCAGCCUCUUCCUCAUACCUUCCCAACCCUACGCACACCGCUCCUCUGACUCUAAAGCUUUCCUGGACACAUUAUGGACCUUUCUUAAAACACACACAUGUACACACACACGCAGACACACACCACUGACAUCCUAGAAGGUUUUAAACACCUUAUAGUUAUAAUUUGAAGCUCAUUGUAUGUAGGUCUUACUCAAAAAAACAUUUUUUUUUCCUUUGUGUUUGUUGCUCUUUGCUUCUUUUGUGGAGCCAUUUUUAAGAAAAAAAAACAGGAUGGACAUUUUACAAACGUUUUAAUCUGGUUAUGAUUGUUGCUUAUUAAAUUCCCUGGGAAAAAUCCUA
Molecule: messenger RNA, 4406 nt
Organism: Chelmon rostratus (copperband butterflyfish)
Lineage: Eukaryota; Metazoa; Chordata; Actinopteri; Chaetodontiformes; Chaetodontidae
Gene: pds5a
Product: PDS5 cohesin associated factor A
Exons: 33
Coding region: 140-4021 (1293 amino acids)
Biological process (GO): mitotic sister chromatid cohesion; DNA repair
Cellular component (GO): chromatin; nucleus
Source: RefSeq, a predicted model, not a curated record